Messenger RNA from Glarea lozoyensis ATCC 20868, 588 nucleotides. RefSeq lists its product as uncharacterized. The coding region runs from base 1 to 588 and encodes 195 amino acids. The transcript has 3 exons. The record is from RefSeq and is a predicted model, not a curated record. NCBI's taxonomy places the organism in Eukaryota, Fungi, Ascomycota, Leotiomycetes, Helotiales, Helotiaceae.
AUGAUCCUCACCACUAUCUUUAGCCACCUAGCUGUCCUAGCACUCUUACCCUACAUAACCGCCCUGGCUGUCUCUGGUAGUAAUUCCCUUCCCUAUGCCGUAACACCUUGGACAUUCAAGGGUGAAAUCGACGGAAGCAUCGCAGCAUACCAGACCCUCCAUCCUGAAUUCAAUCUCACAGCCUACUUCGAAGCUCCCAAUAUAGCACACCUCCCAUCUCUGAGUCCCCGGAACAAGGCCAAUAUACUCUGCUGCGCAGAUGCCGGAAACGAAUUGGCAAACCCCCACCUCAAUUGGACACCCGCAAAUCCAUGGGAGAUUGAUUCCGGAGCACAAUAUCUCCAGACGAUCGAUCUCUGCCAUACCGGUCCUCGACAAUGUAACCGAAUCUCCUGUUCUUACAAAGCGGCCAUCUUUUUGUGCAACGAUAAUGACUAUGACAUCAGCCCCAAGUGCGCAUAUAUAGCUAGUUACGCGUUGGAUCUCUUUAACAGCUGCCGAUAUGUGAAGGACACAAUCCUAGGUGUUUGCGGACAGGAGUUUGAUACGGAUAAUUAUAAUGUUGUUGUAAGAGCGGCGAAAUGUUAG